CCUCUCCUCAGAAAAGCAACCACAUCGUGGGGUGUGGGAAUAAAGAGGAGAAUAAACACAAACAGCCUCAAAAAGACGCCAAGAAAAGCGAAGUCAAAAGAAGCAAUCGCAACACUGUUACAAAACUGUCUGGUUUUGUAACAAUUUCCCUGCAGCCGGCCAAUGAGCGGCGUGGCGGCGCGUCACGUGGUACUGUUUUAUAUAACACUUCGCUGAGACAGGACAGUUAUCAGUCGGCGCGGGGCGGCCGGCGUGGUGCUCGCGGAGGCGCGGCAGCGAGCGGUGCGCGGUAGCGCGGCGGUGGCUGUCCGAAUUCUCUUCAGUCCCUGCUUUCUGCUCUGGGUCUCUGGCCCCUAGACGCCUCUUCCCUGCGCGCCUGUCUCUCUCUCUAUGGAUUCACUCCAGACCGGACAGAUGCUGAGCGUGUCCGCCGAGCUCGGCGGCAACAACUUAGAACUGGCGGAGCCGGCGGCAUCCGCCGCCCGCGCCGACAUGGGCCCCCAGCCGGGGGCGGCUACGGAAGGCUCCGCUCCUUUGGCCAUUCGGGAGCCGGAGCCGGAGGAGCCGCCUCCGAGUCCCUCGACCCCCGAGUACAAAGUUCUGCUCGAGCAGGCUGACGCCCUGGCGUCCGGGGGCCGCCUCCGGGAAGCCUUCGAGGUGUACCGACAGCUCUCCGAGCGGCAGCAGCUGGUGGCCGAGCAGCUGGAACAACUGGUGCGCUGCCUGGCCCAGAACGUCCCGCAGGGCGAGGCGCUGCCGCCGGCGCCCCCGGACGGGAGCGGGGCGGCGAGCUGUGAGGCGGCGGCGGGAGAGGCAGGGGCGCCAGAGGCCGCCGCGGCCGCCGCCGCCACCGAGGUGUGGGACGGCUUCAAGUGCAGGAAGUGCCAUGGGUUUCUGUCAGACCCCGUGUCCUUGUCGUGCGGCCACACCUUCUGUAAGCUGUGCCUGGAGCGCGGGCGGGCAGCCGACCGGCGCUGCGCCCUGUGCGGGGUCAAGCUCUCGGCGCUGACGGUGGCCGCCGGGAGGGCGCGCGCGGUCCGGCGAGUCGAGCCACAACCGCCGCCGCCGCUACGGGUCAACGUGGUGCUCAGCGGCCUCCUGGGCAAGUUGUUCCCCGGCCGCGCACGGGCGUCGCAACUCCGGCACGAGGGCAACCAGCUGUACCGCGAGCACCAGGUGGAGGCGGCGUUGCUCAAGUACAACGAGGCGGUGCGCUUAGCUCCAAAUGACCACUUGCUUUAUAGCAACCGGUCUCAAAUUUAUUUCACCUUGGAGUCUCAUGAGGAUGCGCUGCAUGAUGCAGAAAUAGCAUGUAAGCUCCGCCCACUGGGUUUCAAGGCACACUUCAGAAAAGCACAAGCCUUAGCCACCUUAGGCAAGGUGGAGGAAGCACUAAGGGAGUUUCUGUAUUGUGUGUCCCUGGAUGGAAAGAACAAAAGAGCAAGAUCUGAAGCCCAGAGGGACAACCCGGAGCUCCCAUGCUGUUCUAGUCAGGAGGAAGCAGCAGCGGGGGGAGACCGCAGCAGCCUGGCAAACCCAGUUAAAGUAGAGGGGGAGGGGAAGCAAGGCGACCAGAAAGGCCAGGCAGGAGACAAGGCGGAGAAAGGGGACGCGGCCUCUGCAGAAGCUGCCUCCACCAAGGCUGGCAAAUGCCACGAAAAGAAAAGGAAGCAUUGUCAAAUUGAAACCCGAGACUCAGAGGUGCCUGCGAAAGCCUUGAAGCCAGAUACUCUGGCUGAGCAGGGGGCCGAGGCUGCUGUCAGUGCUCCACUGCCAUCUUCUGUGGAUGUGUCUGACCUUGAAUGCGCCCUGUGCAUGAGAUUAUUCUAUGAGCCAGUCACAACACCUUGUGGACAUACAUUUUGUUUAAAAUGCCUUGAAAGAUGCCUAGAUCACAAUGCAAAGUGUCCACUGUGCAAAGAUGGUCUUGCACAGUGCUUGGCAUCCAGAAAAUACAGCAAAAAUGUCAUAAUGGAAGAGCUAAUAGCUAAAUUCCUUCCAGAAGAACUCAAGGAACGAAGGCGGCUUUAUGAAGAAGAAAUGGAAGAACUUUCUAACUUAAAUAAGAACGUGCCUAUUUUCGUGUGUACUAUGGCCUAUCCCACCGUUCCUUGUCCCCUGCACAUCUUCGAGCCUUGUUACCGCCUGAUGAUUCGUAGAUGCAUCGAGACAGGCACAAGGCAGUUUGGCAUGUGCCUUGGAGAUCCUGUCAAAGGGUUCGCGGAAUACGGCUGCAUCCUGGAGAUCAGAAAUGUGCAGUUCUUUGCUGAUGGCCGCUCGGUGGUGGACAGCAUAGGCAGGAGGCGCUUCAGGGUCCUCCAUCAGGGCCACCGAGAUGGCUACAAUACAGCUGACAUUGAAUACAUUGAAGACCAAAAGGUUCAAGGAGAUGAUUAUGCUGAGCUCAUGGGAUUGCAUAAUUGUGUCUAUGAGCAAGCGUCAUCGUGGUUUCAUUCGCUCAAAUCAUCUCUGAAGAAUCGGAUAAUCAGUCACUUUGGUCCCAUGCCAGAGAAAGAUGCUGAUCCCCAGGUUAACCCAAAUGGCCCAGCCUGGUGCUGGUGGACGUUAGCGGUUCUCCCACUGGAAAGCCGAGCUCAGCUCCCAUUCCUAGCUAUGAGGUCCUUAAAGGAUAGACUGAACGGCAUUCGGCGAGUCCUGGCCUUUAUAUCCCGAAACCAAAACUAGUGAGAGUGGAUUGCUGAAGAGGAAGCCCCACCCUCCCCACCGCCCUGGGGGAGUCAUCUUGUAAAUAUAUCUAAUUGCAAUAACAUCUUAACAGAAGGAAGUAUCAAACAGGCAUUUCCUUGCUGUUGGUCACAGAGAGAAAUGUGUAGAAAGACCAAAAGCAUGGGACCUGUUUGAAACUUUCUGUCUUAAGAUGCUUCUUGACAUGCUGCACAACGACAUGCUCAGCAGAGGUGUUUAAAAGCCCAGAAGAAAAAAAUUCCUUUGAUUUCGACAUAAACUUUUCCGAAAGUUUAAAGUGGUUUUGCUUUAAUUUUCUUUCUUGCAUAGUUAAGUGUGUGGUUGAAAUGUGAUGCACAGAUACUAAUAACGUUGUGUUAUUUCACUGACUUGAGUUCUCAUUCCAAAUGGUUCAGGUUUUAUACAGCAUUGUGUAAAAUAAGGUUCAUCCUUCUAUCUGUUUUAAUAAUUUAUUUUUUGCACUACUGUAUCCUUUUUUCUACAUGUGUGUUUGUGACUAUUUAAGUGUAUGUUACUGAGAAGCCAGUUACUUUAUUUAUUAACGUGGUUUACCGUGUACCAAGGGGGAAAUAACAGUACUAGAAAUGUGCCAUUUUUGCUUUCAUCACAUGUAACUGUGUUUUUUAAACCAGUUCUCGAACGAUUUCCGGAUCUACCCCAUUGGAAGGUUAGAGGAAGUUCAGGGUCACGCAGAGAUUACUGAUCUCCGCAGGUUCCAUUUGGCUUUCAGUUGGAGUUCAACAAUAUAAGAUACGCAAGGGAUUUGGCAUACAUUAUGGAAUAAGCCAGGGUGAGGUAAAAUAAUCCAUUCUCUCUGUGUUAUAUGGAGCAGGGCUGAAGGAAUGACUUUCUUUCAAUGAAGAGAUGAAUCCGAGGGGCGUCUUUCAGAACAAUCUGUUGUAGGCAUUUAUCUCAACAAUCUAAUUACAGCGUACCUCAUUUCUCCCCAGUGCAGUUAGGAGUGGGAUUCUGAGGCAGGAUCAUUUUUAACCCUUCAGAGGGAAUGGUUUUCAGUCUGGCACAUCAUAGCCUCCAUACCCCACCUCUUCUCAGGGUUCUGGGGAUCACGACUUGGCUAGCACUCGUGCAAACACGUGAAGAAGAGCUCUUUGUUAUUAACAUGCAAUGAAGCCAGUAGAAAAGGUAGAACCCUUAAAAAAAAACAAAAACAGAAAAACUAUCUUUUCGGUUUGUAAAACUCUUUAAAGGAAAUAGUGAAUCCAUGAUUUUUUCUAAGCACUGCCUUCCCUCCCAAACGCCACAGGCCAAAGAUAGAGGUAUAGGGGAAGAAUAGUGGGUAAGAAGGUAAGAGGGAGGUCUUGUUUAGCCUGCUUAGUGCUAGUGUGAUUCCUUUAGUGCCGGGAGAACCUGAAAAAUGCCAUGAGGAUGGCGUGUCACAAUGACAAUGGGGUGAAGAGAUUAGGACAGGCAAGAAGUGUGUCCUGCCAUUCGCACUGCCGUGCGCAUUAUCGCCUGACGUGAUGCCGGACGGACACAGUGCCGUCCAUCCACCCCUCUGAGGAGGGCUUAGUGCCUCAAGGAACCAAUCUGGCUUCUUCUAUCACCACCUCUGUCCAGAAACAGAGAAGGGAGAAUGAGAUGAUCCAGGCAACAGAAAAGAGAUUCACGUAAGCAGAAACUAAAUGAUCUUUUCUGCACUUGCCAAGUGGAUGCUAUAUUGUCAGAGCAUUAUGUUACCAGGCAUGAUGUUUGCAGCCAGACUAGGCUAGUGAAAAAUGGAAGUAUAGGCGUGAUUACUGCCCAAGCAAAUUCUUCAGGGCUCAGGGAGCGGGAAAUUAAAAUCUCCCCCUCCCACUUGGUGCCCAACCAUGAGGUCGUAGCACUAGGACUCUAGUGAAAUAUUGUCCCAUCAUCUAGUGCAAAUGCAGCAAAUGAAAUGUCAUAAGCAUCUCCCCUUGGUAGAUGUUUUUGUUUUAUGAUUUAACACUUUCUGGGGCCCAGGGUCCUUAUCUAGGAAAUGGCAGUGUUCAGUGCCACAUGUACGGUUGUUAUGAAUGUUAUAUAAGGUAGUAUUUAUGUAAAUCACUUAGCAGAGUGCCUAGCACCUAGGAGAGGUUCAAAAAAUAAUAGUUUUGAUUAGGUUAUUCAUAGUUAUAGAAUAUCAUCAGGGGCCCAUGUUUGCAUAAAACACUGUCCGUACACACAGGACCCAUAUCUACUCCUUGAAACAUAGUUGAGGGCAUCCGCACCACUGAUUCUUGGACCAUAACUUGAUGCUUUACAGUUAAUUCCUUUUGGAGACAAGUCUGUUUGGGAAAAUGAAAAGGCUAGGGAACAAAUGAGGGUUAGAGACAAGGGAGAUUUCUGGGCAAGUACAUUUUCCCUUAUUUCAAUAGGACUAAAAAGUAGUGCUCUUUGGAGGUCUAGAAUUUCUGAUAUAAUGGAAGGCUUAAGUUCUAGCUCCAUUUCAAUAACCAGCUCAUCACUCGCUCUUCAAAAAGUAUUAAAAGUCUUGGCCAUGCCAGAGUGAACGAGUUUUACAACCUGACUUUUGUGCUUAUUAGUUCAUGGGAUUUCUUUAUGCUGCUGCCAGAGAAAUUUAUUGUGAACCUACUAAGUACCAGGCACUGAGCCACGUGAUUCCAGGUUCAUUCCACAAACACACACGAGUUUGUGGAAUCAUUUAUUUUCCACAUCAGCCCUGUGAGAACAGUUAUCAUCCCCACAUUACAGAUGAGAAGGCUGGGGACCUGCAAUGUUUAACAUUUUGCCCAGAUAACACAGCCAGUUAAUAGCCAAGCUUGAUUUUGAACCCCUUACUUCACAGAUUUUUAACACUUUGGACAGUUUCUGUUACACAUAAUUUUAUUAGAUAGUCAAGGCAACCAAGUCACAAAAGUAUGCCUCAGAAGCUCAUGAUUCAAAUGGUAGUUGGGGGUUAAGUAAAAUGCAGUUACCUCACACAUCUUAAUCUAGGUAGAAAGGAAAGUU
This is a messenger RNA of Lontra canadensis (Northern American river otter), 5658 nucleotides long. RefSeq names its product LON peptidase N-terminal domain and ring finger 3 (gene LONRF3). The coding region runs from base 391 to 2685 and encodes 764 amino acids. The transcript has 12 exons. NCBI's taxonomy places the organism in Eukaryota, Metazoa, Chordata, Mammalia, Carnivora, Mustelidae. Gene Ontology annotation, molecular function: metal ion binding; protein binding. The record is from RefSeq and is a predicted model, not a curated record.